AGGCGCUACUGGACUUUCCGCAGCGAGGAGGAGUUAGCCCGCAGGCGCUCUGAUGCCAACCGCAAGUUUAGAUGCAAAGUUGUGGCCAAUGGAAAGGUUCAACAGACGGACUCGUUUAUUCUUGACCAACAUGAAGAACUGAUAAUUUGUAAAUAUUAUGAAAAAAGAUUAGCAGACUUUUGCUCUGUAUUUAAGCCAGUAAUGCCCAAAUCUGUUAUGGGAACAGCCUGCAUGUAUUUCAAACGUUUUUAUCUCAAUAACUCAGUAAUGGAAUAUCAUCCCCGUAUAAUUAUGUUAACGUGUGCAUUCUUGGCUUGUAAAGUAGAUGAAUUUAAUGUAUCUAGUGCACAAUUUGUUAGUAACCUCCGUGACAGUCCAGCGGGACAGGAGAAAACAUUGGAACAGAUCUUGGAAUAUGAAUUACUUCUUAUUCAGCAGCUGAACUUCCACCUUAUAGUACAUAAUCCUUACAGACCAUUUGAAGGGCUAUUGAUUGAUUUGAAGACUCGUUAUCAGUUGCUUGAAAAUCCUGAGACAUUGAGGAAGACGGCAGAUGAUUUUCUUAAUCGAGUAUCUUUGACAGAUGCCUGCCUUCUUACACCUUCUCAGACAGCUCUCACUGCUAUGGUAUCAAGUGCAUCCAGGGCAGUUAAUAUGGAAAGUUACUUGUCAGGAACCCUAAUGCUCAAAGAGAACAAAACAUCCCUUUCGCAGUUGCUGGACGGAAUGAAAUGCAUGAAAAAUCUGGUAAAAAAAUAUGAGCUACCACAUCCUGAAGAGGUUGCUGUAUUAAAACAGAAACUAGAAAAAUGUCACAGUCCAGAACUUGCUCUUAAUUCAAAUAUGAAAAAAAGAAAAGGCUAUGAAGGUGAUGAAUUCAUCUCGAAAAAAUCUAGAAUGGAGGAGGAUGAAUGGACAGAUGAUGAUUUCAUGGACUGAUAUAUCUACAUUCCUAAUAGAAAAUAAAAUCUGAAUUAACAUACAUUGGAAAUAGACCCAGGCAGCAUGUUGUACAACUUAACAUUUAUCAGAAAAUUAUAUAUUUAUAAUAUAAUAAAUUUAUUUUAACAAAGUGA
Molecule: messenger RNA, 1076 nt
Organism: Thamnophis elegans (Western terrestrial garter snake)
Lineage: Eukaryota; Metazoa; Chordata; Lepidosauria; Squamata; Natricidae
Gene: CCNH
Product: cyclin H
Biological process (GO): regulation of transcription by RNA polymerase II; regulation of cyclin-dependent protein serine/threonine kinase activity; DNA-templated transcription
Cellular component (GO): nucleus; transcription factor TFIIK complex
Molecular function (GO): cyclin-dependent protein serine/threonine kinase regulator activity
Source: RefSeq, a predicted model, not a curated record